UUAGAGGGCUCGCGCUCGGCUCGGGGAAGAUGUAUUGAUGUUAAUAAUAUUACUAAUAGCAGCACGGAACGCUUUCUCGCGCACCCCUCGUCCGCUAUGAAGAGGGGUACGACGAAGAGGAGGAUGAGAGGGACGAAGGAGAGUAUGUCGGACGGAGGAAUGACGGUGAUGCGCUGUUUUCUGUGGAGUCUCCUUCUCUGCUCGCUCUCCUCGCGUGCGCAAGGUUUUAUCUACACAUGUGGCGGUACACUAAAAGGCAGAAAUGGCACUAUAGAGUCGCCAGGCUUUCCCUAUGGCUACCCCAAUGGAGCGAACUGCACCUGGGUCAUCGUCGGAGAGGAAGGAAGUAGAAUCCAGCUCAUGUUCCUGUCAUUUGCCAUAGAAGAAGAAUAUGACUUUUUGUCCUUGUAUGAUGGACACCCACAUCCGACCAACUUCAGGACCAGGAUAACAGGCUUCCAGGUCCCUCCCCCUGUCACCAGCACAGGAAACGUCUUCUCACUGAGGUUGACCAGUGACUUCGCUGUCUCUGCACAUGGCUUCAAACUCAACUAUGAAGAACUCCACAGUACAUCCUGUGGAAACCCGGGGGUCCCGCCCAAAGCGCUGCUGAGUGGUGCCGGGCGUUUUGCUGUGGGCGACAGUGUUCAGUACAGCUGUGUGCCUGGCUACGUGUUAGACGGCCAUGCCACGCUCACCUGUAUCACCAAUGCUGGGAACACCGCCGUGUGGGACUUCCCUGCUCCGAUCUGUCGAGCUGAGGACACAUGUGGGGGCACUGUGAGGGGCGGCAGUGGGGUGGUGACCAGUCCCGGUUACCCCGGCAACUAUGGUAACCAGGCCGACUGUACUUGGAUCCUUUUGGCCGAACCUGGAGACACCAUCUCUCUCAUCUUUACAGACUUCCAGACGGAGGAGAAGUACGACUACCUGGAAGUGGAGGGAUCUGAACCACCAACCAUUUGGUUGUCAGGCACUAAUGUACCCUCUCCCGUCGUUAGCAACAAGAACUGGCUCCGACUGCAUUUUGUGACUGAUAACAACCACCGUUACCGUGGUUUCAGCACACAUUAUCAAGUGAAGCGAUCAGUAGAUUUUAAAUCUCGGGGCGUUAAAUUAUUCCCUGGCAAAGACUCCAGCAACAAGUUUUCAAUAUUAAAUGAAGGAGGUGUGAAACAUGCGUCUAACUCCUGCCCUGACCCAGGAGAGCCAGAGAAUGGAAAGCGGCAUGGCAGCGAUUUCAGCAUUGAGUCUAUGGUGCAGUUCACUUGCGGAGAGGACUAUGUUCUUCAGGGCAGUAAAACCAUCAGCUGCCAGAGAGUGGCGGAAGUCUUCGCAGCCUGGAGUGACCACAGACCGGUCUGUAAAGUGAAGACAUGUGGCAGUAAUCUUCAAGGGCCGUCAGGAACCUUCACAUCUCCUAACUUCCCAAUUCAAUAUGAGAGCAAUGCACAGUGUGUGUGGAUUAUUACUGCCUCAAAUCCAAACAAGGUUAUCCAGAUCAACUUUGAAGAGUUUGACCUGGAGAUAGCCUAUGAUACUCUGACCAUAGGGGAUGGAGGGGAGGUGGGGGAUCCUACUGCUAUUCUGCAGGUACUAUCAGGAAGCUUUGUUCCUGACCUGAUAGUCAGCCUGACCCACCAGAUGUGGCUUCACCUUCAGUCAGAUGAGAGUGUCGGAUCCAUAGGAUUCAAGAUCAACUACAAAGAAAUAGACAAAGAGAGCUGUGGCGACCCUGGGACUCCUCUCUAUGGAGUAAGAGAAGGGGACAGCUUCCUGAAUGGAGGAAUCCUGAGGUUUGAGUGCCAGUUUGGCUUCGAGCUGAUUGGAGAGAAAACCAUCUCCUGCCAAGACAACAACCAGUGGUCAGCGAACAUCCCCAUAUGCAUAUUCCCCUGCAUGUCAAAUUUCACAGCUCCCUUGGGAACCGUCCUCUCCCCAGAUUACCCAGAAGGCUAUGGGAACAACAUGAACUGUGUCUGGCUCAUUCAAUCAGAACCAGGCUCCAGAAUCCACUUGGCAUUUAAUGACUUUGACCUUGAAGCACCCUACGAUUCCUUAACUGUGAAAGAUGGCGAGACAAACGAUGCGGGCGUCAUCGGGAGGUUCUCUGGAGCUGAGAAUCCAUCCCACUUGACGUCCAACACCAACACAGUGAGGCUGGAGUUUCAGGCCGAUCACUCCAUGUCAGGAAGAGGAUUUAAUAUCACAUACAGUACCUUCGGGCAUAAUGAGUGCCCGGACCCUGGCAUUCCCAUCAACGCUCGCCGCUUCGGAGACAGCUUUCAGCUCGGCAGCUCCAUCUCGGUGGUCUGCGAGGACGGGUUCAUCAAAACCCAAGGAUCCGAGACCAUCACCUGUCAGUUAGAGAAAGGGAAAGUCAUGUGGAGUGGGCCCAUCCCUAAAUGUGAAGCCCCCUGCGGAGGCCACUAUUCAGCCCCCACUGGAGUGAUCUUGUCUCCCGGGUGGCCAGGUUACUAUAAAGAUUCCCUCAGCUGUGAGUGGGUGAUUGAAUCAGAGCCUGGACGCUCCAUAAAAGCUACAUUUGACAGGUUCCAGACGGAGCUGGGUUAUGAUUUCCUGGAGAUCCAUGAUGGGCCAAACCUCCUGUCUCCUCUGGUUGGCUCCUUUAAUGGUACCCAGGUGCCCCAGUUCCUGUUCAGCAGCAACAACUUUCUGUAUCUGCUGUUCACCACCGACAACAGCCGAUCAAAUGCUGGCUUCAAGAUAGUGUAUGAAAGUGUUACAGUCGACAGCUACUCAUGCCUGGACCCUGGGAUCCCUGUCAACGGUAUUCGGUACGGGCAGGAUUUCGCCAUUGGGUCCACGGUGUCAUUCGGUUGUGAUUCUGGCUACAGACUUAGCCACGAGGAGCCGCUAGUAUGUGAGAAGAACCACUGGUGGAGCCACCCUUUACCUACAUGUGACGCUCUGUGUGGCGGGGAUGUUAGGGGUCCCUGGGGAACCAUCCUUAGUCCCGGCUAUCCAGACAGCUACCCUUCAUCUCUCAACUGUACCUGGACCGUUGAAGUCAGCCACGGGAAAGGAGUCCAGUUUCAGUUCAGCUCUUUCCACCUGGAGGACCAACAUGACUACCUCUUGGUUACGGAGAACGGAAGUUUUCUGCAACCACUUGCUCGCCUGACCGGCAACGAGUUGCCUAGCAACAUCAAUGCUGGUCUCUAUGGCAACUUCAAAGCUCAGCUACGAUUCGUCUCUGACUUUUCGAUUUCAUAUGAGGGCUUCAACAUAACUUUCUCUGAAUACACUCUGGAGCCGUGUGAGGAUCCUGGGAUGCCUCGGUUUGGCCAAAGAAACGGUUUCACUUUCGGAAUCGGAGACACGUUGUCUUUUUCCUGUAAUAUGGGAUACCGCCUAGAGGGAGUGCCAGAGGUGAUCUGUCUGGGAGGAGGGCGGAGAAUGUGGAGCUCGGCUCUACCAAGAUGUGUCGCCGAGUGUGGUUCUUCAGUUAUAAACAAUGAAGGGAUCAUUCUCUCUCCAAACUAUCCAAUGAACUACGACAACAACCACGAGUGCAUCUACAGCAUCCAGGUGCAAGCUGGGAAAGGCAUCAACAUUUCUGCUAGAACCUUUCAUCUCGCCCAGGCAGAUAUACUAAAGAUUUAUGAUGGUAAAGACAGCACAGCCCAGGUUCUUGGAGCGUUCACGGGAUCAUCCAUGCUGGGCCUGACGCUGAUCUCCACAUCAAACCACCUCUGGCUGGAGUUUUACAGCGAUUCAGAAAGUCAUGGGGAAGGAUUCAAACUGGUCUACUCCAGUUUUGAGUUGUCCCACUGUGAGGACCCUGGCGUGCCUCAGUUCGGCUUCAAGGUCAACGACCAAGGUCAUUUCACCGGGAGCAGCAUCACAUACAGAUGUGAGCCCGGAUACACUCUGCAUGGUGCCACCACCCUGAAGUGCAUGACAGGCGAGAGGAGAGCCUGGGAUAACCCCCUGCCUUCCUGCAUCGCCGAGUGUGGGGGCCGUUUUAAAGGGGAGUCUGCAGGGCGGAUUCUUUCCCCUGGGUACCCUUUUCCUUACGACAAUAAUCUGCGCUGCACUUGGACCAUCGAGGUGGACUCAGGAAACAUUGUGAGUCUCCAGUUCUUGGCGUUUGACACAGAAGCCAGCCACGACAUGCUGAAGGUUUGGGAUGGACCACCUGAGAACGAGAUGUCUUUGUCAGAGCUGAGUGGGUCUCUGCUUCCCGAGAGACUGCACUCCACACUGAACACUGUCACUAUUCAGUUUGAGACAGACUUUUACAUCAGCAAGUCAGGAUUCGCUAUGCAGUUCUCUAGCUCUGUGGCUACAGCCUGCAGGGACCCGGGUGUACCAAUGAACGGCAGUCGUAGUGGAGAUGGCCGUGAGCCGGGGGAUUCAGUGUCCGUUCAGUGUGACCCAGGAUAUGAGCUCCAGGGGGACGAAAAAAUCACCUGUAUACAAGUGGAUAACAGAUACUACUGGCAGCCCAGCCCGCCUGUCUGCAUAGCUCCAUGUGGAGGAAACCUAACUGGCUCCAACGGAUUCAUACUGUCUCCUAACUACCCUCAUCCCUACCCUCACUCCAAGGACUGUGACUGGCUCAUUGCUGUCAACUCUGACUAUGUCCUGUCGCUGGCGUUCAUCGGUUUCAACAUUGAGCCAAACUACGACUUCCUGUAUAUAUACGAUGGUCCGGACAGCAACAGUCCUCUGAUUGGUAGCUUCCAGGACAGCAAACUCCCAGAGCGGAUAGAGAGCAGUUCGAAUACAAUGCACUUAGCAUUCCGCAGUGAUGGGUCUGUUUCUUAUGGCGGUUUUCACCUGGAAUACAAAGCCAAGCUGAGGGAAUCAUGUUUCGACCCAGGUGUGGUUCUGAAUGGGACCAGGCUGGGAUCUGACUAUAAGCUUGGAUCUACUGUCACCUUCUAUUGUGAGGCCGGAUAUGUUUUGCAGGGCUAUUCUACCCUCACCUGCAGUAUGGGAGAUGAUGGCAGACCUGGGUGGAACCGAGCAUUGCCGAGUUGUCAAGCUCCCUGCGGAAGUCGUUCUACAGGAACAGACGGGACUGUUUUAUCCCCAAACUUUCCCAGAAACUAUACCUCUGGACAGAACUGCGUGUACUCCAUUUCUGUACCUAGAGAGUUUGUCCUCUUUGGACAGUUUGUGAUGUUCCAGACUUCUCUCAACGAUGUGGUGGAAAUUUACGAUGGACCAACUCAACAAAACACGCUAUUGUCUUCUCUCUCUGGGUCCCACUCUGGUGAGUCUCUCCCUCUGAGCUCGGGAAACCAGGUCACGGUAAAGUUUAGCACGGUCGGACCAGAAACUGCUAAGGGAUUUCACUUUGUCUACCAAGCUGUACCAAGGACCAGCUCCACACAGUGCAGUUCGGUCCCUGAGCCGCGGUUUGGGAAACGCCUCGGCAAUGACUUUGCAGUUGGCUCGAUGGUGCAGUUUGAGUGUAACCCUGGUUACGUCCUGCAUGGCUCCACUGCCAUACGGUGUGAGAGUGUCCCUGACAACCUGGCACAAUGGAAUGACACCCUGCCAACAUGUAUAGUUCCCUGUGGGGGUGCGUUGACCGCCCGUCGUGGGACCAUCCUAUCGCCUGGAUAUCCAGAGCCCUAUGACAACAACCAGAACUGUGUGUGGAAGGUGUCUGUUCCAGAAGGAGCUGGAAUACAGAUACAAAUUGUGAGUUUUGCCACAGAGCAUAACUGGGACUCUUUGGAUUUUUAUGAUGGUGCCGACAACCACGCACCAAGACUGGGCAGCUACUCUGGCACGACUAUUCCCCCUCUCCUGAAUAGCACAUCUAACAACCUCCAUCUAAGCUUCAGCUCGGAUAUAAGUGUCUCAGCUGCUGGUUUUCACUUGGAAUAUACAGCUAUUGGUCUGGAGUCAUGUUCCGAGCCACAGACGCCAAACUAUGGAAUAAGGCAAGGAGACCGAUUUAUGGUGGGAGACGUCGUACAGUUUUUAUGUGAACAAGGAUACUCUCUUCAGGGCAAUGCUCAUAUCACCUGCAUGCCUGGACCUGUGAGAAGAUGGAACUACCCUGUGCCACUAUGUCUCGCUCAGUGUGGUGGGUCUAGGCAAGAAGUAAGUGGGGUGAUUUUAAGUCCUGGUUUCCCCGGCAACUACCCCAGUGGAUUAGACUGCACAUGGACAGUCAACUUACCUGUGGGCUUUGGAAUCCAUCUCGCGUUUCUAAACUUCUCCACCGAAGCGAUCCACGAUUACUUGGAGAUCCGCAGUGGAACCCUGGAGAUGGGCUCGGUGAUCGACCGGUUCAGCGGCCCGGUCAUCCCCAAGUCUCUGUUCAGCACCACCCACCAGACCAGCUUCUUCUUCCACAGCGACUACUCACAAAACAAACCAGGGUUCCACAUCACAUAUCAAGCCUACCAGCUUCAGAGUUGUCCAGACCCUCGGCCUUUUCGAAACGGUAUCGUGAUUGGCACAGAUUUCAGCGUAGGGAUGACGGUGUCGUUUGAAUGUCUGCCCGGAUACUCUCUGAUCGGCGAGGCGUCGCUCACAUGUUUACACGGAAUCAGCAGGAACUGGAAUCACCCACUGCCACGAUGUGAAGCUCUCUGUGGUGGAAACAUCACGUCGUUAAAUGGAACCAUUUACUCUCCUGGUCACCCUGAGGAGUAUCCCAACUUCCAGGACUGUGUGUGGAGCGUCCGAGUUCCUCCUGGACACGGGAUCUACAUCAACUUCACUGUGCUGAGCACCGAGCCCAUAUAUGACUACAUCACUGUCUGGGAUGGUCCAGACCAAUCCUCUCCUCAAAUUGGCCAGUUUAGCGGGAACACAGCUCUGGAGUCUGUCUACUCGACUUCCAACAUCAUCCUCAUCAAAUUCCACUCAGACUUCUCUGGAGCCGGCUUCUUUGUCUUGAGCUACCAUGCGUACCAAUUAAGGGUUUGCCAGCCUCCUCCAGAGGUGCCCAACGCUGACAUACUGAUGGAAGACGGGGAGUUGGAGAUAGGUGACAUCAUCAGGUACAGAUGCCAGCCUGGAUUCUCAUUGGUCGGCAGUGAGAUUCUAACUUGUCGCCUUGGAGAAAGACUACAGAUGGAUGCAGCUCCUCCAACAUGCCAAGUCCAAUGCCCUGCUCAUGAUGUCCGGUACGACUCGUCGGGGGUCAUCUUGAGUCCUGGUUGGCCAGAAAGCUACCCUAACCUCCAGAUGUGUUCAUGGAGCAUCACAGUAGAAAAAGGAUACAAUGUCACCAUCACCUUUGAAGGUUUCCACACUGAGAAAGAGUUUGACGUGUUGGAGAUCUUUGACGGUCCAACGGCCAACAGUCCCACUCUGGCGACACUGAGCGGCGACCUUCCUACGCCCUUCAACCUCACGACCUCCGGCCACCAGUUCCUGGUCCGCUGGUCUUCAGACCACGGCACGAACAAGAAAGGCUUCAAAAUUCGCUAUGUUGCGCUGUACUGCUCCACCCCAGACUCUCCGCUCCACGGCUCUAUCUCCUCUCAGAGCGGCGGCCAUAUUAACAGCGUGGUACGCUGGGCUUGUGACCGUGGUUACCGUCUCAUAGGCAACGCCACAGCAACCUGCCGCCGCACGGCACUCGGCUACCACGCAUGGGACUCUCCUGUACCUGCGUGUCAAGCUGUUUCAUGUGGGGCGCCCAAGGCUCCUCCAAAUGGAGGCGUUUUAACAGCCGACUACUCCGUGGGAACAAGAGUUUCCUAUUUCUGUAACGACGGGUACAGACUCUCCAGUAAAGAGCUGACGUCAGCCAUCUGUCAGCCUGACGGGACGUGGAGCAACCACAACAAGAUACCACGGUGUUCUGUGGUGGUGUGUCCCAGCAUUGGCUCGUUUUCUUUGGAGCACGGCCGCUGGAGGAUAGUCAACGGCUCACACUACGAAUACAGAACUCGCAUCGUGUUCACUUGCGACCCGGGAUACUACAGAUUAGGCCCCGCCCACAUCCAGUGCCUAUCCACUGGCAUGUGGAGCUGGAGAAAUGAGAGGCCGCACUGCCAGAUCAUAUCCUGCGGAGAGCAGCCAUCUCUUCCCAAUGGGAAGAAGAUCGGUACUCAGACAAGCUUUGGGGCUACAGCCAUUUACACCUGUGACGCUGGCUUCAUGCUGGUGGGGUCAGCCGUCAGAGAGUGCCUGUCCUCUGGGCUGUGGAGUGGAACAGAAACUAGAUGUCUAGCCGGUCACUGUGGGAUCCCAGAAAGCAUUGUGAACGGUCAGGUGAUCGGGGAGAACUUUGGUUACCGUGAUACAGUCGUGUAUCAGUGCCUGCCUGGAUUUCGACUAAUAGGCUCAUCGGUUCGAAUCUGUCUCCAAGAAAACCAGUGGUCUGGACAACUGCCUGUCUGUAUAUCGAUCAGCUGUGGCCAUCCAGGAAGUCCCAUAUAUGGUCGUACGGUGGGAAACGGCUUCAACCUCAACAACGUGGUCAGCUUUGUGUGUAACCGGGGUUAUGAGAUGGAGGGGCCCGCGCACGCUCAGUGUCAGGCCAACCGCCAGUGGAGCCACCCGCCCCCAACGUGUAAAGUGGUCAAUUGCUCUGAUCCAGGUAUCCCAGCCAACUCCAUCCGGCAGAGUAAAAUAGAGCACGGGAACUUCACCUUUGGCACUGUGGUCUUCUACGACUGUAACCCGGGGUAUUACCUGUUUGGAUCACCUGUUCUGUCCUGUCAGCCUACUGGACAGUGGGACAAACCUCUGCCCGAAUGUAUAGUUGUGGAUUGCGGUCACCCCGGCUCUCCCCCUAACGGUGUGCUGAGUGGAGCUCAGUUUACAUUUGGUUCAACGGUCCGAUACUCUUGUCUUGGCGGGAGACAGCUGAAAGGAGAAUCAUCCAGGACUUGUCAGCUCAACGGGAUGUGGAGUGCCCCCAUGCCCUUCUGCUCUGGCGACACAACGGGUUCCUGCGGCGAUCCCGGCAUUCCCUCCCAGGGUUCCAGGGAACAAACGGAUUUCAAGAUCCGUUCCAAGGUUUACUUCAGCUGCACAGAGGGCUACGAUCUGAUUGGUUCUUCAGAACGGAUGUGCUUCCCUAAUGGGACGUGGUCUGGCACACAGCCCUUCUGUAAACCUGUCCAGUGUGGUAACCCUGGCACUCCCAGUAAUGGCCGGGUCUUUCGUUUGGAUGGAACAACGUUUUCUCACUCGGUCAUCUACUCCUGUAUGGAGGGCUACCUGCUCAGCGGCGCCACCACCAGGCUGUGUCAGGCCAACGGGACCUGGUCAGGAUCGCAGCCCAACUGCACCAUGAUAAACUGCGGGGAUCCUGGUGUGCCUGCUAGUGGUCUUCGCUAUGGAGAGGACUUUACGAUUGGUCAGAAUAUUUCCUUCCAGUGCCAACCAGGAUACAUGAUGGAGGAGGACGGGUCCCCUUUGAGGACAUGCACCAACAAUGGGACCUGGAGUGGGAUUAUGCCUAUGUGUACAGCUGUGACCUGCCCGGCCCCCCCUACCAUCAGUAACGGGGUACUGCAGGGCAGUGACUUUGAAUGGGGGAGCAGUGUGAGCUACAGCUGCUCUCCAGGAUACGAGCUCUCGUUCCCAGCCGUCCUGACCUGCGUGGCCAAUGGCACCUGGAGCGGCAUGCUACCACAGUGCUUACCCAAGUUUUGUGGGGACCCAGGUACCGCAGUCGGAGGCUUCAAAGAGGGACGAAGUUUCAUCUAUCAAUCAGAAGUCUUGUUCAGUUGUUCUCCACCUCUCCUUCUGGUGGGAACAGCAACCAGACAAUGUGAAAGUGACGGUUCCUGGAGCGGCACGCAGCCUCGCUGUAUCGAACCGACCAAAACCAGCUGUGAUAACCCGGGGACGCCACGCUACGGAUCCUUAAACCGGACCUUCGGUUUCAAGGUGGGGAACGUGGUGUCGUUCCAGUGCCAGCCGGGUCAUUUGAUUCAGGGCUCUUCCUCUAGAACCUGCCAGCCUGAUCUGAUGUGGACCGGUUUUCAACCUGAGUGCAUACCCCACGCCUGCAAACAGCCGGAGAGCCCGCUCCAUGUGGACGUGGUGGGGAUGGACCUGUCUGGUUUUGGCUACACCUUGGUGUACAGCUGUCAGCAUGGCUACUUCCUGGCAGGAGGUUCUGAGCACAGAGUCUGCAAGAACGACGGCACCUGGACGGGAAAGAUGCCUAUAUGUCGAGCUGGGGAGAAGAAGAAGCCUGUAAAACCAGCAACAGGAACUCCAAGCCCCAAACUAAACGUUCCAGAUGACGUCUUUGCUCCUAACUACAUAUGGAAAGGCUCCUAUAAUUACCGUGGGCGGAAGCAGCCGAUGACUCUGAGCAUCACCAGCUUCAACUCCACCACAGGGAGAGUCAACGUCUCCCUUAGCAACGGAAACAUGGAACUGCUCCUAUCAGGAGUGUACAAGGCUGCGGAGGCCCGGCUGCUGCUGCUGAUGUACCAGGUGAACCACGCCAACCAGGGGAACCAGCUCAAAGACUCAGCCGUCUCUCCAGCUAAAAUCAUCGACGACUCCUGGACCAUGGAUGGAUUUGUUUCAGCAGAGCCGGAUGGUUCCAGUUACGUAUUCCAGGGUUUCAUUCAGGGAAAAGACUACGGACAGUUUGGACUGCAAAGACUGGGUCUGAAUAUGUCCGAGAGUCAGAACUCGCCCCCCCCUCAGCUCGGUACCAACAGCAGUUCUGUGGCUAUCGCUAUUCUGGUGCCUUUCUUCGCUCUCAUAUUUACCGGCUUUGGCUUCUAUCUCUACAAACAAAGAACCACACCAAAAACACAGUACACAGGGUGCUCAGUCCACGAAAACAACAACGGCCAGGCUGCCUUCGAGAACCCGAUGUACAACACCAACGCCAAGGCUGUGGAGGGGAAGGCUGUUAGAUUCGAUCCCAAUCUAAAUACUGUCUGCACCAUGGUCUGAGGAUUGAUUAUCCUCACUUGAACUCCAUGACUUAUAUACCUAAUGGGACCACAUGGGUGCGAGGCUAUGGGAGGGAAAAGCCCUACGCUUCGACUCAGACCUCGACACAGCACGGUCUAUACAUUGAUUACAAAAGACCUUCUGAAACCCCAAGCAGAGGGAAAACUG
Messenger RNA from Trematomus bernacchii (emerald rockcod), 11046 nucleotides. RefSeq names its product CUB and sushi domain-containing protein 3-like. The record is from RefSeq and is a predicted model, not a curated record. The transcript is spliced from 72 exons. Lineage: Eukaryota; Metazoa; Chordata; Actinopteri; Perciformes; Nototheniidae. Bases 97 to 10878 code for a protein of 3593 amino acids.